Molecule: messenger RNA, 980 nt
Organism: Oryza sativa Japonica Group (Japanese rice)
Lineage: Eukaryota; Viridiplantae; Streptophyta; Magnoliopsida; Poales; Poaceae
Product: major pollen allergen Ole e 10
Source: RefSeq, a predicted model, not a curated record
CUUACAAGCAUCAGUUUGGUAGCCUCGCGGCCGUAGUAAAUUUAAUAUACAUAUAUAGGAUCAUCUGACUAGAUGAAAUUCAUUGUGCCGCUAAUGGUGAUCAUCAUCAAGCGCUACAUCCUCCUAGCUCUCAUCCUCUCCAUUCAAUGUGGUGGAGCAAAUGGCACCUCAAGAGAGUACUCACCGUUGCCACCGUUCAAAGACGUGGUGGGCCCAUCAACUCCGGUCGCCGCCGACGACGUUCCGCCGCCGCCGUACUGCGUGUACCCUCCUCCUCCUACCAAGCCGGCUCUUCCGGCCCCGCUGCCGCCGACGCCGGCGAGCCCCGGCGACUCGCCGCCAUCGAUCGCGCCAGCUGGAAACCCACCGACGCCGGCGCAGGCCGGUGCGCCGCCGCCAUCGAUCGCGCCGGGAACGGGAAGCCCGCCGCCAGCAACGACGACGCCGCCGGCGCCGGGGGCGAGGGAGGCGGGGGUGUGGUGCGUGGCGAACCCGACGGUGGCGAGCGCGGUGGCGCAGACGGCGAUGGACUACGCGUGCGCGUCGGGCGCGGACUGCGACAUGGUGGCGGCGCCUGGGGCGCCGUGCUUCCUGCCGGACACGCUCAUGGCGCACGCCUCCUACGCCUUCAACAGCUACUGGCAGCGCACCAAGGUCGCCGGCGGCACGUGCGACUUCGCCGGCGCCGCCAUGCUCAUCACCAAGGAUCCCAGUUAUGAUGGGUGCCGGUAUGUGUACAUGUGAUGUGGUACGGAUCUCUUCGGGAAAUGAAGAUGUUUUGCAAGGCUUUUGGGCAAUCGAAUCCAUGGGUCUCCUGCACAAGUAUAUUUACCGAAGUAAAUAUCUCAUUUUUGAAUGGUCGGACAGUCCACAGUAUCAGAGUCAAAAGCAUACCACUUUGUAUGGUGUAUUCUCUGACGUCCACAUUCACAGGCUAGUUGUUCUAUUAAAAAUGUACAAAUAGAUGUGCUAGACUAUUA